AUGUCAUCCGCUCUCAAUCAUGCCCGAAGUCUGUCGGGGGUAUCUGUGAGAGCGGCGCAUCUGCUCGGAUCAUGUCGCAAGCAACAUUAUGACCGUGAUAUUCGAUGUGCCCUUCAGCCCUCUCGCCCCCGACGUUACUUCCAAUUCAAUACCCUCCUCCAUACCUCUACAACACCCGUCCAAUCCAACAGUCAUGAUGGGCCUCCUACGACUACGGAAUAUGAAAAAAUAUCAAAACCGUCGAAAUUAAGACCGAAAACGAAACCGAAACCUACACCCUCCGAAUACCUUGCGAAAAGUCUUCAAAGAACCCGCCUUAUAUUAGGAUCCGGCGAGCGGUCGACGCGGGCGGUCGAUCUGUCCUAUGUCAACCCCGAUCGAAAGGUCCCGAGACGCGUUCUUCAGAGACACCGAGGUCCAAAGAAGACAUAUGGUCGACCAGAUCGACAGUCGCUUCAAACAAUUCUUGGAGAAUACAUUCGACUGGUCGAGCCUUCUCUCUCACGCACUUCGAAGAUAUUGGAAGGAGUUAACUUAGAUUUUGUCCUCACCGAAGUCUUCCGCACGAACAGCCAACGAUUUCUGACCGAGCGAGGCUAUGAUAUCGAAGAUGUUGUCUCAUGGGCAUGGAUCAUGAAGAGCCAAACCCAUCACCAGGCAAUUUCCCGGAUGUUUGCACUGGAAGCCGACUCCAAAAUAAGUCGUGUUCCAACUUUCAUUCCUCUUUUCCUCUUGAAGGAGCCGCAUCUGGAUGCUCAGUCUUUUCGAUUACUUCUAAUUCAUUCUUUACAUCUCAUGAGUGGCCAGCCGUUUCCAGCUUUGGAUGCUCUCCCAAGGGACUUUGAAACCCACUCAAACCAGCCUCCAACCAAGCCUCGCCCUGCAAUCGACCGAAGUACAUGCAUGAUCCUUGUUGUCCGAUUAAUCCGACAUGCCCGGCAGGUAUGGCCCGAAGCAUUGCCCAUAAUUGCCCGCUCAUUCUCUCGAUUCCUGACGGCCGGCCCGGUUAAGGAGACUCGGCUCUUGAGCCUGGCCGAGCAUAAAGCCGAUGGCUUCAGAACUGCCAAAUUCAACAGCUGUCUUGAGUUACUCUCGCUUCCUACAAAAAUCCACCCCUUCCGAUCAUCAAACAUUCAGCAGGAGGCGCAAUUCGAGCUCCUUAGAGCUAUGGCGACACAUAAGCCAGUCCUUCCCCUUAACCGAAGGGGCUAUCGGGCGGUCAUUGCGGUCCAGAUGGCCCAUAAGAAGACAGCCGAGGAGCGUCAGUCAGCUGAGCUAAAGGCACCCUCGUGGCCGCCGUGGAAGGAAGCAAGAUUGGGCAUUGAUACACAGCGGGGCAAUGAGGGCAUUAUCAGCCGUGCAAUGAAUGUGCUUUCACAAAUGAAAGAGGCUGGAUACUCCCACCAGACCUGGGAAGAAAUGUGUUCUGUCCUGGCUGGUUGGGAUACAGACGGUAGCCCGACGGUCCAGACAAGAAGCCUGGUGCAUCAGACUGGGUCUUUGUCUCGUGAGCACAACGUGGAUUCCAACCAUUAUGCCGUUUGGGUUGCGCGUAUUCGUGCUACGAGAACUAAAGCUGCCAUUCAUGUUGCGAUAGCCGAGAAAUUGAUAUAUCGGGAGAAAGCGGUCAAGAGAGGAUCUGAUCACAAAAGUUCUGCUCUGCCAGGUGAUGGUCGUGAGGUUCACCCUGAACCGGCUUCCGCUCGAGACCUCAUCUAUGUGAAAACAGAGCCACCGUCGUCGCAGGAAUUUCUUGACCAGAUAUUAUCGGAUGGAUUUCGUCCAUCUGGGAGGUUCCUAGCUUUGCUUCUUGAGUCAACUUCUAACUUCCGCUUGGGCGUGAAGUAUCUGCAAUACAGUGACUUGACGGACGAGCAGAUCACGGCUCUGUGCACCCCGUGGUACCAGCAGCCGGGAGACAAGGCAGAUCAUAUCAAGGCUCUCCAAUCGUUGCCAAAUUUUGUCUUUGCCGCUUUUAUCAAGCUCCUUUGCUCAUCUUUCUUUGUGACUGCCAAAAGUGUCGCCCCACGCACGCCCCUUCUCUAUCAUUUCCCCGUCCUCAUGGCUGGCAAGCAAAGCCCCGGGCCUAUGUCUGAUAUUUCUGGCCUCAACGAAGAGCUUGGAGAACCUUGCCAUCCAAGGUCUUUGUGGCAUGCUAUUCAACUGGUCAAGCUGCUGAAGCCAGCCUGCCAUCAGGCCUGGUCCCAUAUCCUCAAUACCUUAAGCCAAAAAUCAACUUCUCGAAGGUCAUGGAUCCGAAGUUGCCUCUCAGGAACCCUCCGGGAUCAAGAUCUUUACCGCAUUCUUGUAUGGCAGGAAGUGCUUGCGGUCUUGAGACUGAUGAAAGCUCGCAAGCUCGACCUCGGCAUGAAAAACUUUCAAUUUCUAUGCCUGGCAUUCAAAAGAGCAGUUGAUGCUGGAACGCACCAUGAUGGCCUUGUCGAGGAAGCAGCUCGGCUCAUACAAAAACCUAGCCUUGCUGAGAUCAAUUGUGACGGACAGGAAGCUUUUGACGCUAUGGUUGCGAAUGGACUCGAGGUUCUGAAAUCGCAAUUUGACGGCCUUGUUCUUCCGGCGUCGAAAACUUCAGAACUGGCAGAGCGGAGUAUAUUCACCAUAGAGUCGGAGGCUCAUGUGCUUGCCGGACUGCAUGUCCCGUCCUAUGCGACGCUGCAUAGCUUCGUGCGAGUCCUGGGGCUCGUCGGAGACGACGAAGGCUUGCUAUACCUGUUACGGUGGAUGAGUGAGUCAGCUACUCGUCUGAACGAAGUCGCGGACGAGGAAUUGAACGGCGAAGCAAUGAAGCAUCAGACCUUUACAGCGAUUCGGGUAUUCCUGGAGAAGCUGCACCGUCCGGACGAUGCUCGGGUAGCAUCGGAUCGCCAGGUGCAAGAGGCAUACGACCUCGUUAGCCAGACUCCCGGUUGGGAAUGGCCUAGUGAUGAAGAUGUUGAAGAAUAUCUUGAAUAA
This is a messenger RNA of Penicillium atrosanguineum, 2970 nucleotides long. RefSeq lists its product as uncharacterized. The record is from RefSeq and is a predicted model, not a curated record. The transcript has 2 exons. The coding region runs from base 1 to 2970 and encodes 989 amino acids. NCBI's taxonomy places the organism in Eukaryota, Fungi, Ascomycota, Eurotiomycetes, Eurotiales, Aspergillaceae.